AUGACUACUGCUGCAUUUUUGGAAAGUAAUUGUCCAGACUUGAAACUUAUAAGUCGUGGUAAAGUACGGGAUUUGUAUGAAAUAGAUGAAAAAACUUUACUUUUUGUUGCAACUGAUCGAAUAAGUGCAUUUGAUGUUAUAAUGAAAAAUGGAAUACCAGGGAAAGGAAAAAUCUUAACAAGGAUUUCAUUAUUUUGGUUUAAUUAUCUAAAAGAUAUUAUACCAAAUCAUUUGAUAACAGCAGAAUUCAGUGAAAUGCCAGAUAUUUUACAAAAAUAUAAAGAUCAAUUAGAAAACCGAUGCUUAUUGGUAAAAAAAUGUAAGGUCCUACCUGUUGAAGCUAUUGUCCGUGGAUCUGCUUGGGAAGAAUAUAAGAGAAAAGGUAGUAUAUGUGACAUUGAACUUUCUAAAAAUUUAAAACAAUGUCAAAAUUUUGAUGAACCUUUAUAUACUCCUAGUACAAAAGCAGAGAUUGGGCAUCAUGGAAUCAUUAUUGCAGACACCAAAUUUGAAUUUGGGAUUGAUUCUGAUGGACAGCUCAUUUUAGUAGAUGAAGUACUAACUCCAGAUUCUUCGAGAUUUUGGCCAGCUGAAUCUUACUCAAUUGAUAAAACUCAAGAAAGACAUUCAACUGCCUAG
Messenger RNA from Entrophospora sp. SA101, 639 nucleotides. Lineage: Eukaryota; Fungi; Glomeromycota; Glomeromycetes; Entrophosporales; Entrophosporaceae. The record is from the annotation of a GenBank genome assembly.